Molecule: messenger RNA, 3763 nt
Organism: Thrips palmi
Lineage: Eukaryota; Metazoa; Arthropoda; Insecta; Thysanoptera; Thripidae
Gene: gwl
Product: serine/threonine-protein kinase greatwall
Exons: 16
Coding region: 165-2570 (801 amino acids)
Biological process (GO): intracellular signal transduction; peptidyl-serine phosphorylation
Cellular component (GO): nucleus
Molecular function (GO): ATP binding; protein serine/threonine kinase activity
Source: RefSeq, a predicted model, not a curated record
CGAUCGGUCGAGCAGUCGACUGUGAUUCGACUCUAGUUAGAGAGCCUCGAUGUGUAAUCGACUCAAGAAGCAAAACAUUUCAAAAACAACCCACCACUCAUGUGCCGGUGAACCAGUGAUUUUUGCAGAUUUAAGCGCAUUUGUGAGUGGUUGGGGGCUUGAAAAUGGAUUCAUCCAAAGAAAAUAAAAAUCCUAAUGGGACUGAACGUGUUGGAGACAAUAUUUUGAAUACUAUUGUGUCACGAAAUCCGGAAAGCUCGAAGCCACCUGAUAUCCACGACUUCACUAUCAUCAAAGGAAUUAGCAGAGGAGCUUUUGGAAAAGUUUAUUUGGGUUGCAAGAAAACCAAUCCAGAUCAGCUCUUUGCUAUAAAAGUUAUGAAAAAAUCAGAAAUGAUCCACAAAAACAUGGCUAGCCAAGUUGUGACGGAACGAAAUGCCCUAGCUUUAUCGAAAAGUCCAUUUUGCGUUCAACUUUUUUAUUCUCUUCAGACAACCUCUAAUAUAUACUUGGUGAUGGAAUACAUGGUGGGUGGAGACCUGAAAUCACUCCUUAGUGUGUAUGGCUACUUUGAAGAGCCAAUGGCAGUAUUUUACAUUUCAGAGGUUGUCCUAGCACUUCAGUACCUUCACAGUCAUGGAAUAAUUCACAGAGACUUAAAACCAGAUAAUUUAUUGUUAUCGCGUCAAGGUCAUGUGAAACUCACAGACUUUGGACUCAGCCGUAUUGAUGUAAACAGAGACUUAGAAGCAUCUGACUUGGUCAAAGGAACUCCCAGUGCUUUACUACGUACUCCCGGUCAGAUCUUAUCUCUCACUUCACACCUUUGCUUUGGCUCUGAGAAUGGUUCUAUACUCAGUGGAAACUCAAGCAGAUUGUCUAUCACCUCUCCUGACGCCUCGGGGGUCUCAAUUCAUGAGACUGAGGCAAACACAACAGCAUACAAUGGGCGGAACAGUGUGAAAAUCAUGCUUGGUUUUGAUACUGAGGGACAAGAUUCUCUCAGUGAGACAAAAUUGCAUAAACCAUCCCACAUGGAUUCAAACAUCACUACUUCACCAACUAUGGAUCACACAGCUGCUACGGUUGUCAACAGAACUGAAAAUGACAGUCAUAUAUCAGGAAUAGCUGCAUUUCAUUCUGCUGACCAUAGUUUCAACCUAAAAGCCGUUUGCUCCGAAAGAGGUCAUCAAGUGACUCUUAAUGAAAGUGAUGACAAUGUUAAUGAUGCAAAUGGAAGUUUCCUUGGAAGCAGUUACAAUGGGAGUGGGGCCCGUAAAAGAAUCCGAGAAGAAACUGACUCUGAGGAUGACAUAUCCUCUAGUCUGUCAUACCACACAUGCUGUAGUAGUGGUGCUGAUUCAUCUAGUAUAAACCAUAGUGCUGGAAUGAAUUCAAGAUGUGGUGUAUGCCUGUCUAAAGAUAUGUCAACCGGCAGUAAUCAGCUGUCCAGGUCAAGCCUUGUAGUAUCACCUACAACAAGAUCUCCCCAACAUGUUCUUCCAAGGCCGUGUUGUCUCCUGGGUAGAAGGAAACGUAAACGUUUGCCUGGAUUAUCAGGAGACGACCGCCUGUACUCUUUAUCAGAUCCAGUUCAUACUGGCUUAACACAGGAGAUCACAUCUUUAAAUAUCCUCCCAGAACAGCCUCAGGACCGAAUAUCGUCCCCUCCCCCAGAAGUCAAUGGUGUUUGCAAGGAAGAAAGGCAAAAGCCAGAGGGUGCGUCUGUUAAAAGAGCUGUUGUCAGUCCUCUUAAAGGCGUUCUGAAAGUGAGGUCCUUGUCUGAUGAAGAUCUACGAUGGGCUGGUGUUGCUGACAAAACUGGGGCUGGUGUCAUGUUCUCAACACCUGUGGCUAUGCGGAAGCCUCACUGCAAUUCUGAUUCUUCAAAACCUGCCAAAAUUACUCGCUUUGAAUUGCCCCCUCUUCCUGAGAAGAAACCAACAGCCUUAGUUGUUGAUAUUCAUUCCAAUGGGCAUAUUAUUGUGGAAGAUGCUAUUUUAAGCCCAAUUGCAACAACACCUUUUACUACUCCUUUUUCGUCUCAACAAACGCCAUUCAGAACUCCCAAGUCUGUUCGACGAGGAAAAGCAGCCAGUGAUCAACGCAUUCUUGGUACUCCAGAUUAUCUCGCACCAGAGCUGUUACUACGGCAAAAUCAUGGUUCAGGUGUGGACUGGUGGGCUCUAGGCGUGUGCCUUUAUGAAUUUAUGACUGGCAUUCCACCAUUUAAUGAUGAAACUCCUAAUGCUGUGUUCCAAAACAUUCUGAACAGAGAUAUUCCAUGGCCUGAAGGAGAGGAACAUUUGUCCAGUGAGGCUGUUUCUGCAAUUGAAUCUAUAUUGACAGUAGAUCCAAGCUUAAGGCCCAAUGGAGCUGAUGUCCGAAAAAUGUCUCUCUUUCAAAACAUUGAUUGGGAGAAUUUGCUGCACAAAGAGCCUCCCUUUGUACCCCAGCCAGACAGCAGCACUGAUACCUGUUACUUUCAGGCUCGAAAUAUUUUGCAGCACUUAAAUGUAUCCAGCUUUGGUUGUGGAGAAGAGAAUUGGACCCCCAACAUUCUUGAAUAGAAUUUGUUGAUAUAUUUUUUCUGUAAUACUAAAUGCUAAGCAUUGCUGUCAAUUCCCAUUAGUCCGGAUUUACUUGUUAUCUGUAUCCUACAUGUUGAGGAUGUAAUUCUCUUUACCUAUGUGAUAGGUACCUAUAACAAAGCAAUGUCUUGCCAGUCUCAGUCUCACUAAAUGCUGAGUCCUCUCUGCUGUUGCAGAUUUGAAGUUACCAUGCCUGUAAAUGUUUUUUGAUUUAAGGAGGCCCACAUGAAGUCUCUUUGUCUUGAUAGUUGACUUUAAGAAUUUAUUUUAGUUGCAUUACAUUGGCAUGAUAUGAAAAAAAGUUUUCAAUAGCUUUUAAGAAAAACUUGGGAACUUAUCAUUGAUUUAUUGAAAUCAUUGAUUCAGCUGGAAUAAGGCCAUUUUGUUCUCUGUCCUUAUGAUGCGGUUGUUGCAGCAACUCAAUGAAGUUUCUUGUUUGCUUUACUGUUGUUGGCCACUGUUAUGUAUCUUGUAAUAUGUAUUUUAUUUAUAUUUAAUCUGUAAUUUUCAUGUAACUGGCAAUCAUCUCAUCUGACUCAUGAAAUUUAGAUGUCAGUCUUCUUUCAAGUACCUCAAAUCAACUCUAACAUAUAUUUUCAUACCAUCUAGAGUUUCUUCUCCAAGACCAUUCAUGGAUUGUUCACUGAGCUCUAUGUAUCAAGUCUGUGUAUUGUUAUUUAUUAUAUCCUAUCUUAUAAUUAUUGUAAUUAUUUUCAUGAAAGAGAUUUCAGAAAUGUUUGUAUGUGCAUUCUGUAUUUUGUGGAGGGCAAAUGAGAAAUCUCAAUUCGUAUACUUUUAUGCAUUUUUAUUUUAAUAAUAAAUAUCAUACAGAGGAAUUGCAAAAGUGCAACCCUCUCUCCCUCUCUCUUGGGCUCAAUAAUUUCAACAUUAUUGGUCUUUUUUAAUGCUUUGUUUACAUAGUACGUACAGAUUUCAAAUUAUUUUUUUCUUCUAGUAAAAUCAUGAACAUAGAGAGCUCGAUCAGAUGGAAUGUUUUGAUUCUUCUAAUUGUCUGGCUGUGACACAUUGAAUGUAACUUCCACAUUGUAACAUGGACCACACAUAUUUAUUGCAAGACCCUCUGGUCAGCUUUGUACUCGCACUUCAUAAGGUGAUAAAUUACAAGAUUGUAUUGGAGGUAAUUCAUCUCAAUAAAUUAACUUGUGAACUCA